AUGUCGACCAAACGAAAAGAUUUGACAAUAAAAGAAAAAAAAAAGUUGGAUAAAUGUUCUCAAAGAGAAGCUGCAUUAGCUCUAAAAAUUCCCCAACCAACGUUAAACAACAUUUUAAAAAAUCGUGAGGAAAUUGUUAUACACGAAGAACAAAAUUUACACAUUCCUCGAAAACGAAAACGAAAUGAACAAAAUGCCGAUGUAGAAGAAUCUUUGUUACGAUGGUUUCAACAAGCUAGACAUUUAAACGUACCGGUCAGUAAUUCUAUUUCAUUUGAAAAAUCUAUAAAUUUAGCUUUACAAUUAGGCGAAUUUUAG
Molecule: messenger RNA, 318 nt
Organism: Metopolophium dirhodum (rose-grain aphid)
Lineage: Eukaryota; Metazoa; Arthropoda; Insecta; Hemiptera; Aphididae
Product: tigger transposable element-derived protein 4-like
Exons: 1
Coding region: 1-318 (105 amino acids)
Source: RefSeq, a predicted model, not a curated record